Messenger RNA from Cotesia congregata, 1833 nucleotides. The record is from the annotation of a GenBank genome assembly. Lineage: Eukaryota; Metazoa; Arthropoda; Insecta; Hymenoptera; Braconidae.
AUGGAUCAAUCAUAUAAUAUUGAACUACGAUUUAAAGAAGAUGAAGCUUAUCUACAGAAUACAUUAUACAAUACAGUACCGAUGAUUAUUCACGGCAAUGGUCCCGCAAAGCUGGUACUAAAUUCUCUCGGAAAUUACUUGGCAAAAGCCUGGAAUCCAGAGGAGGGUUGUUUAAAUUGCUGGGAUAAUACAAUAGAACUUUCAGAAGAAGAACAACAUACUUAUCCGCCUAUUUUAAUAGCCAUUUUUAUCGACAAAGCUACUCCAUUUCUCGAAGAAUUUUUGAACAAAAUCUAUCGACAAACAUACCCCAAGUCUAAAUUGCAUUUAUUUGUUUACAAUAACGAAGUAAAUCACGAGAAAUUGGUUCAAAAUUGGAUUGACAAAUUCAGCGGUCAAUAUAAAAGCAAGAAAGUUAUCUCUCCAUCGGAUCAAAUUGAUCCAGCAACUGCUAGAGAUCUUUCUCUUAACUACUGCUUACUAAAAGAGUGCUCUGGACACUUUUUCAUCGAAUCAGUGGCUCAUCUAGACAACGAGCACACCCUGAAGCUUCUCGUGGAACAGCAGAGGUCAAUCGUGGCACCUUUACUAUUAAGACCUGGACAAAGUUGGAGUAAUUUCUGGGGAGCUGUCGCCGAUAACGGAUACUACGCCCGCAGUUCAGAUUACAUGGAAAUAAUUGAAAAUAAACGCCGAUUUUUAUACUUACAUUUAAUAUCGCCGAGCCGAAAACAUGAAUGGAUGCAACCCGAUGGAACCGCUAAGCCACAGUGUCAGAGUGUUAUCAAUCUCAAUUGGAUAAUUAUACACAACCAAUUGCUAGUUGGAGGACUGUGGAAUGUACCUUACAUCGCCAAUUGCUACCUAAUGAACGUGACAAUCAUAAGCCACGCAGAGACCCGGCCUGUUUUCGUAGCCAAUGAGUUGGAUCCAGACAUGUCUUUUGCUAUCACCAAUCGUCAGAAGGGUAUAUUUAUGUACGUCAAUAAUCGUCUGGAGUUUGGUCAUCUGGUUAAUCCAGAGACUUACAAUAUUCAAUACACCAACCCGGAUUUGUAUGAAUUAUUCAACAACAAAAUUGACUGGGAGAAUCGUUAUCUUCACGUUAAUUACUCCAAUAAUUUUGAUGAAGACAAUAAGCCUGCCCAGCCAUGUACAGAUGUGUACCGAUUCCCCAUAGUCUCACCGAGAUUCACCCGAGAAUUUAUUGAGAUUAUGGAAGCAUUUGGUCAAUGGUCUGAUGGAUCAAACCAGGAUAAUCGACUGCAAGGCGGUUAUGAAAAUGUACCAACGCGUGAUAUUCACAUGAAUCAAGUCAAUUACGAACGACAAUGGUUGCAUUUCCUGAAGGAGUAUGUCCGACCGCUGCAAGAGCUUGUUUUCCUUGGCUACUUCCACGAUGAUGAUCGACUUGACAGUGGGUAUGAACCAGUUCCAACGCGCGACAUUCACAUGACCCAAGUGGGUCUUCAUGAAACCUGGCUCGAGUUUCUAAGGAUCUAUGUAAGCCCUUUACAAGAAAUGGUUUUUCUCGGAUACUACGACUAUCCGCCAAAAUCAUUGAUGAACUUCGUCGUGAGGUACAAACCAGACGAACAACCUUCGCUGAGACCACACCACGAUAGCUCGACGUACACAAUAAAUAUUGCGUUAAAUAAAGCCGGAGUGGAUUACGAAGGUGGCGGCUGUCGAUUUAUUCGUUACAAUUGUUCAGUCACUGACACCAAACCUGGCUGGAUGCUGAUGCAUCCCGGACGAUUAACUCACUAUCAUGAGGGUCUAUUAGUUACUAAAGGAACUAGAUACAUCAUGAUAUCUUUUGUCGAUCCGUAA